AUGUCAUACAUGAGGAAGAAGGCCGGGGAGGCCAUGCGUGGCGAGAUGAAGAUCGGCUCGUCAUCAUCGUCAUCGUCGGACGGCAAGGGCAUGUUCAACCGCAACAAGGACGAGGAGAAGAACGAUUCCGGUGGCGGGAAGAAGGACGGUGACGACAACCGCAUGUACUGCUUUGAGUGCCUCAUCUGCAUCGCCUUUAUCCUCAUCAUCAUCGGUCUCAUUCUCGGCUUUGCUGCUCAGCUCUGGCUCGUGGGCGACGUCAAGGCUGCCUCGCCGGCCACAGGGACCAUCACCUACCAGAUCGGCAUCUCCAAGGUGACGUACAAGCUCUCACCGGAACUGGUCUCGUCGGGCCAGCCAAGCACGGAGACGAUCUCGCUGUCUUCGGACAAGUGCAGCACCAAUGCUUGCAAGGGCUGGAAUUCGGCCGGCAAGGUCGCCCGCGUCCUGCUCAUCAUGUUCCUCCUCUGCCUCGUUCCUGCCCUCAUCCUCGCCUGCCUCUUCUGCGCCGGCGAGUCUGUCUUUGAGUCGAUCGGCGACUGCCUGCCGUGCGGCGUGCCUGGCUGCGACGUCCCGGACGUCUUCCCCUGCGCCACCACUGCUGCUGCCGCAGGCCCGCGGUACCUCUCGCUCUUCCCCUCGCUCUGCUGCGACUUCAUGAUGUUCCUCCUCGCCGCCCUGGCCGCCAUCGUGUACAAGACGCAGACAAACGACGAUCUGGAGACCUUUGACGGCGCAGACAAGCUCAAGCUUGGCAUCUCCUUCUACUUUGUCGUUGUCAUGGCUAUUGCCUCGUGCUGCCUUGGCUGCGUCCACAGCGUCCUUGUUGUCGUCUACCCAGCCAUCGCCAUGGCCGAGGCUGCCGACGAGGCCGGUGACUCUGCCUCUGGCAUCAUGGGCAAGAUCGAUGUUCCGGGCAUCUAG
Messenger RNA from Thecamonas trahens ATCC 50062, 924 nucleotides. RefSeq lists its product as uncharacterized. NCBI's taxonomy places the organism in Eukaryota, Apusomonadida, Apusomonadidae. Bases 1 to 924 code for a protein of 307 amino acids. The transcript has a single exon. The record is from RefSeq and is a predicted model, not a curated record.